UCGGGCCUCUGUGGUCAGAGCCACUCAGGAUGCUGAGUCCAGGCCCGUGGUCAGCCAGACUGUGCCUCUACUUACCCCUUUCAGCACUGUAGUCACCCAUUGCCUCCCCACCCCUGUACUUCAGGUCCAGCUGGACCACUGGGUCAUUUCUUAGAAGCUACCUCCUUUGGGAGCUCAGAGGUGACCCGUUAUUACCUGUAUUGCAGUCAGAGUGCAAGCAGCCCCUUCCAGCAGGCACUGACCAUCUUCCAGCGCUCGCUGACCACCAUGCAGAUCCAGGUGACGGGACUGCUGCAGUUUGCUGUCCCGCUCUUCCCCACAGCAGAGAAAGAUCUGCUCAGAAUCCAGCUCCUGUUGAAUUCAUCCGAGUCCAGCCUCCACCAGCUAAUGGCCAUGUUGGAUUGCCGGGGGCUGCACAAGGACUACCUGGACGCCCUCACUGGCAUCUGCUACGACGGCCUCGAGGGCCUGCUGUACCUCGGCCUCUUCUCCCUCCUGGCUGCCCUCGCCUUCUCCACCAUGAUCUGCAUGGGGCCAGGGGCCUGGAAGCACUUUGCCACCAGGGACAGAGACUACGACGACAUGGACGAUGACCCCUUCAACCCCCAGGCCCGGCGCAUCGCCGCCCACAACCCCCCUCGCGGGCAGCUUCGCAGCUUCUGCAGCUACAGCAGCGGCCUGGGCAGCCAGACCAGCCUGCAGCCCCCGGCCCAGACUAUCUCCAAUGCCCCCGUCUCGGAGUACAUGAACCAAGCUGUGCUCUUCGGUGGGAACCCACGCUAUGAGAAUGUGCCGCUCAUUGGAAGAGGCUCCCCUCCGCCCACGGCACCGUAUCCUGGGCCCGACGGGCAAAAAUGACCUAGGCACGUGUUUAAAAACACCAGUCCAGGGACUUCACUGAAGACGUAGCCCGGGUGAACCUCGUCAUCAAGCAAGUUUGGAAAAUACCGCUUCAAGGAGGAGGGUCUCACUCUUGAACAUCCAUCACCUGGAGGACUCAUUUCAACACAGGCCGCUGGGCCCACCCUGCUUCUGAUUCAGUAUAUCUGGGGUGGGGCUCGGGGAUUUGCAUUUCUAACCUGUUCCCAGGUAAAGCCUGAAGCCUGCUCAGGGCCAGCCCUCCUCACUCGGCGUACCAGCACUUUGAGGCCGAUCACUGUGGGUCACGGAGCCGUCCUGCGCACUGGCGGAGGUUUAGCUGCAUCCCUGGCCUCCACCCACGCGAUGCCAGUAGCAUCCCCACUCCGUAGCCCCCAGCCCUGACGACUGAAAAUGCCUCCAGACGUUACCAGAAGUCCCUGGGCAGGGGCAAAAUUGCCCCUGGUUCAGACCCACUGGGUUAAGGAGUCUUAGGCCCCCUACUCCCUGCCCCCCAGCUGGAAGCCUUCGUCCAGCUCCGGCGUGAACGGCCUAGACCUGGGCCCCGGAAACAUCCCUGGCGCUAGGAGACAGUCAGGGUCCUGUGGACCAUUGCUCCUUGGAGUUAGCCGCCCAGCAGCACCUGGAGCUUGUUAGAAAUGCAGAAUCUCAGGCCCCACGUGUGACGUGAGAUGUGCUAACCCAAGAAGCCGCGUCUCUACUUCCGGGCAGAGGCUGGCUAACAUCUCCUGCGAACGAACGCUUCAACUUUGUGUUUCUCCGACUUGGCUGCACUUGGAAGAACUUACAAAAAAAUAUUGGCGGCACUUUAUUUUUUUCUUCUCUAAGAUAAUUAUAGUCUUAUUUUUCUCACAUCAAAAGGAGAAAACAACUUAUCUCUCCCGUCCUAACACUUAAUGAGCAACUUGCCAGCGAAUUUCAAUGUAUUUAUCUUGUAACGUAAUCACCGUGACGAUCUUAGUGUCAAGCUUGUUUUACGAACCAGGACAUGAGUCUUAAGAGGGUUAAUGUGAAUUGCGGAGAGCUACACAGCUAGUAAUAAUGAUGCUAAUAAGCUUAGUAAUAGUGAUAACAUUUAUUGAGCACCUGCUAUUAAGCUGAUUCAGACAUAGUCACUCUAUCUAGCAGCAGCAGAUACUGAGCUGCUUGAUCUGCUCUCCACCUCCUCACUUUUCUUAGGCAGGGUCCCAGGACCCAGGAGAUAUGUACCCACCUGCAUGCAGGUGUAGCCCACAGCAUGACUCUCCCAGCUUUACGGAGGGAUUUGCUUUUGCACCACUCGAUGCCAGUUGGUCAAGGAGGAGCCUCAUGGGUCACUUGCCAGUGCUGGUGGUGGCACUUUAAAAGGCUUAAUUUCAUGUUAUGUGUGUUUUAUCGCAUAAAAAAAAAAAUACUGGUGGGUGUGGCCUAGGUUUCGGGAUGCUUUUAGACCCACCCCCGCCCCCGCAGCGUCUCUGGCGCACAGCCAAGUUCGAGAACCCCUGUGUUAGGGGUCUUGCCUGCUUUAUAGCAUUCUGUCCUUUCAGUGGAAGAGCUGAGUGCUCUUAGGUCCGUUGUGCAGGUGGGGAAACGGAGGCUUGGAGUGACGGGAGAACCUCCGCCGAGGUCAUGGGGUGAGUAAGGUGCACAGCUGGGAGUUGCACCUGGCUCUCUUGAGUCAGUGGGCCUGUGCCCGCAGCCUGCUCACUAGGCGGGCUCCUAAGCACACUGGUGCAUUAGGGUGGCUGGUCGGUGUGUGCAUCUUGAGUUUGAUGCUGGGACCCAGACGUCCUGAUGGCUCCAGGGUUGGAAGCAUCAGCAGACACGAAGCCUGCCCAGGCCACUCGACAGUCCUCUGAUAAUCCCCGCGGGGCCUUGACACGGAAACUUGGUGCCCGGCCACUGUGGCUGGCCCAGCUCGCGCUUCCUCAGAAGCUCCAGCAUUUUUGCUAGUACGGUGUCUGGUUUAACGGGUGACGUGUGACCCUGUUCUGACUGUCCCCUCCCCUCUCU
Messenger RNA from Physeter macrocephalus (sperm whale), 2871 nucleotides. RefSeq names its product tweety family member 2 (gene TTYH2). The record is from RefSeq and is a predicted model, not a curated record. Gene Ontology annotation, molecular function: volume-sensitive chloride channel activity; intracellularly calcium-gated chloride channel activity. The transcript has 8 exons. NCBI's taxonomy places the organism in Eukaryota, Metazoa, Chordata, Mammalia, Artiodactyla, Physeteridae. The coding region runs from base 268 to 858 and encodes 196 amino acids. Gene Ontology annotation, cellular component: plasma membrane.